AUGGUGACCACACCCCGAGGAAAGUUCAUCUGGCGUCGACAUCUCGACCAGCUGCUGGCUGGUGCAGGCACUAUGGUGACACCAAGGGCAUCCGACUCAGACUUCAUGGAGGGGUUCCUGGCCUUCCAUCAAAGCCAGACUGGUGACCAGCCAACGUUAGAAGAGCCGAUGCCCCUGCUUGUAACAACGAGCACCAUGACUGCAGAACUAUCCCACGCUGUGCUGGCUUUCGGUGUUGACCUCUACAAACAGUUCAUCGUUAACGCUGGCAGAAAUGCCAGGAAUGUCGUUGCCUCGCCAUUCAGCAUCGCAACCACCUUGUCUAUGACUUUAGCAGGUGCCAGGGGUCAUACCGCGGAAGAAAUUGCAAAUGCCCUCCAUACCGAAAAUUCCAACGAUGUCCACAGCCACUUCUGCAACUUCCUCGCACAGCUCUUGGGCUGCGCACCAGAAGUGACACUCGAAAUUGCAAACCGUCUGUACUGCGAGAGGGCGUUUAGUGUGCUUGACGAGUACACUAACGUGCUGGAGAAGUUCUACGGUAGUGCCGUCAUGCCCGCUAACUUCAAGUCGGAAGCCGAAGAGGCAAGGCUCGCCAUCAAUGCGUGGGUCGAGGAGGCCACGAAAUCAAAGAUCAAAGACCUCCUUCCAGGGGGCAUUAUUGACUCUGAUACGGCUCUUGUCCUAGUCAAUGCCGUUUACUUCAAAGGUGCAUGGAAAGACCAGUUUGACACAUUUUCCACGUCCCCAGGCAACUUUCACGUGUCCAAGGGCAAGGUCAAGACGGUGGACAUGAUGCACAACGUGGCACGGUAUCGAGUGUGCACCAAGUGUGAGGGCCUCAAGGCAGGCGCCAUCGAGCUUCCAUACAAGGGUGGCAAGGCGUCCAUGUUGAUACUGCUUCCAGAUGAUGUGGAAGGGCUGGCAGACCUGGAGGCUUCACUGACUGCAACAAACCUGGCAGGCAUCAUGGCUGCACUGCAAGGCCCUGCGAAGUCUGUCAACCUCAGCCUGCCGCGGUUCAAGGUCGAGCAAGCCACAGACUUAAAGAUGACCUUGCGCUGCAUGGGAAUCAAGGACCUUUUCUCCGAUGGUGCUGAUCUCUCUGGGAUAAAUGGAAAGAAAGAGUUGGCUGUUUCAGCGGCCAUCCACAAGGCCUUUGUUGAGGUCAGUGAGGAAGGCACUGAAGCGGCGGCUGCGACCGUCAUGGCCGCGAGCAAUAGUUGUGCCAGGUUUGCUACCAACUUCACCGUGGAUCACCCGUUCAUGUUCCUGAUUAGGUGGCAUGACCCCAGUGUUAUUCUGUUCAUGGGAUCUGUGCGUGACAUUAUUACUUAAGCGUAUUAACAGCUACCUUAACAAAUUUAGCUUGCUGAAACCUGGUUAAUUUGGUUUUUGUUAAGGAAGUUCAACUAACUUGACUUUGCUAACGUUAACUGAUUAUAUUAGACAUUCACCUUAUCUCGGUUACUUUAUUGGCUUGAUUUUCUUAUUCUUAGGCCUUUACUAAAGCUUUUGAUACAAUCUACCAUAACAUUUUGUUUACCAAACUCUAUUCUAUUGGAAUAACUGGUCCAGCACUAAAUCUGUUAAAAAGCUGCCUAUUUAAUCAAGCACUAACAGCGUGUGCAGGUGGGGCUUUUUCUGAAAGCAAUAUUAUUAACCAUGGAGUGUCCCAAGGCUCUAUUUUAGGUCCACUGUUAUUUUGCACUUAUGUGAAUGAUUUACCUGACUGCCUUAACUAUACACUACCUAUGCUACAUUCAGAAGAUACGACUGUUGCCCUCUCGGAUAAAUCAUUACUUUCAUUAAUUUUGACACCAAAUAAUGACCUGUCUAAAAUUGCUGAAUGGUGUAACAUUAAUUUCGUAAUUAUAAACCCUAAAAAUAGCAAUUCAUGAUAUUUAGGUCAUCGCAGAAAUCAUUACCUUGCUCUCCGGCAAUAACCCUCAAUAACCCACGAUUCGUCAUUUUCAUUUCUGUGUGCACCAUAACCCCUGCCUUGGCCCUACGUGGUGGAAGGAACAUAGUAAUGAGGGUACAGGAAGGAAAUAUCGGAGGGGUCGGCCGCAUCCUCCCGACCCAAUUUCGUGUUCCCCUUGUCCUAGGCUACAGGAUCAUAUUUUAUUAUAGGAUGCGUGUGUUAGGCAUGGUAUUAGGCACCUGAAGUAAAUCCACUGUUGAAGUCGAGUCAGAGUGGAUAUUAAACUACUUUUCCUAAAAGCAGACAGCCUUACACAUUCACCGAGUGUAGUGGGGAAUUUUGUUCUAGGUGAAAGCUGUAACAGGCCAUCCUCGCAGAAAACAAACCGGGAAAACAAAUUAUGGUAUAUAUAAUUAUAUAUGUGUGUAUACAUGACCGUUUGUGAUACGAAAUGUAGAUGGUAGAGCAUGAAUAAUAAAAUCGUUCAUCAACAAACAAGCCAUGUCAUUGCACACCUCUAAACACACAAACACUUUGUGUUUCAGUGAUGCCGUAACCUGUGAUAAUCUUGUGAUGACUGUUGUGUGAAUCAGUAUAUAUGUGUGCCUUGUAGCAGUUUGCUACCAAGAUUAGUAAAGGGAAAUACAGCAUUCGAGUUGUUCAGCCACUAUGCGAAUCGUUUGGUGCGCUUAUUUUACUAUUUAUGGUUCAGUCGGGGUGCAUGAUAGCAUUGCAAAAGUUCUUUCAAGCAGUUAAGAAUUUUACAUUCAGAACUAACUCAUCUUAUUGCACAACAUCCCAUUCGCUUCCGGACCAGUGCAAGGCCUUAUCCAGGUUAGCUUGAAAGAUUUACUGCAUGGCGAGAUCACUCAUCAGAGAGUUUAGGAAAGUAGAGUAAGUAAAGCUACUGUAUCGAGCCCUGGGGCAACGCAUAUCCAACAUAUUUAAAACCCUUAGUUUGAUUACAGAAACGAGCUCUUAGAAUUAUUACGCACUCCAAAUACACACACCCGAGCAGACCUCAAUUUCAGGCUCCCCACAUUUGACCUAUAAAAUCAAUUUACACGUUACGUGUAGCUCGUAUAAUUUAUCAUGUACAGAAGUUUAAUUACCCUGUAUCAUACAGUGUCCAUGUAACACCUAAAGGAGCACAAGGGCUUCCAUAGCACGUAAGUUUAACUUACCUAUGUGCCGAAAUACUUACAGUGAAAGACUACUUGAAUUUAGUGGCACUAUCAUACGGAUGAAAUUCCCAAUAAUGUCAAGUUAAGUAAGGAUUUCAUGCAAUCAUUCAAGCGUUAUUUAUCAGAACUGUAAAGAUAUUUUGCAUGUCUGUCAAAAUACAAAUUACAAUUUUCACUUAUGGGAAAUGUAGCUAUACUAAUAAAUAAAUAAAUAUUUAGUGUAUAUUUUUAAUAUUGCAGUUCAGUUGACAAGCCUGAGCCCGCGUUGUUUUCACGGGUUGUCUAAAUAUUUUUGAUUUCUAUGUGACAUAUGUUGAUAUGUAAAUCCGCCUUGUCGUUCAACUUCUAUGCCUAUUUUGCUAUGGACCCUCUACUAGCCUUGUGGUUAUGGGUAUGCUUCCAUAUUGUGCUUCCAUAUUGUAUGAUUCCGUAUUGCACGCAAACAAACAUAUUUAAAUAACCGAGGGGAAAAAAAAGAUGUACGUGUAUGAGUCAGCUUAUCAGCCAGCAUUACUGAUGGCGCUCGUCCUCUUCUGAUCCAAGCGUCGAUCUUAGUGUGAUUUAUUCGCACUUAGUUUUCCAGUCAACAUGGCUAUGGCCUACAAUUGAAAGAAUGUUUCACAUCCGCUGUCAUGGCUGCGAGUUGCAUUGCCUAACAUUUCCAGGGCUAGAUCUCAUACACGUACAGAAAUACUGAAGAAAGUGGACAGGAAGACAACUGUCGCAGUAGCUCAAUGGUAGGUUAUUGCACAUGUAAUGUGGAAGAUGCGGAUUUGUUCGCCACCUGUGGUGUGUUAUCCUUUUUGUGCAUUUCCCUUUUCCUUUUGUUUCUUGUUUCUACAGUUCAGUUAAAGAAAACAGUCAAUUUCCUGUA
Molecule: messenger RNA, 3982 nt
Organism: Dermacentor silvarum
Lineage: Eukaryota; Metazoa; Arthropoda; Arachnida; Ixodida; Ixodidae
Product: leukocyte elastase inhibitor
Exons: 2
Coding region: 1-1338 (445 amino acids)
Molecular function (GO): serine-type endopeptidase inhibitor activity
Source: RefSeq, a predicted model, not a curated record